This is a messenger RNA of Sinocyclocheilus anshuiensis, 319 nucleotides long. RefSeq names its product 40S ribosomal protein S17-like. Gene Ontology annotation, molecular function: structural constituent of ribosome. The transcript is spliced from 4 exons. Bases 42 to 275 code for a protein of 77 amino acids. Gene Ontology annotation, cellular component: ribosome. The record is from RefSeq and is a predicted model, not a curated record. NCBI's taxonomy places the organism in Eukaryota, Metazoa, Chordata, Actinopteri, Cypriniformes, Cyprinidae. Gene Ontology annotation, biological process: translation.
AGAAGCUGCGCAACAAGAUCGCCGGGUACGUCACACACCUGAUGAAGCGCAUCCAGAGAGGGCCGGUCAGGGGGAUCUCCAUCAAGCUGCAGGAGGAGGAGCGCGAGCGCAGGGACAACUACGUGCCCGAGGUCUCGGCUCUGGACCAGGAGAUCAUCGAGGUCGACACCGACACCAAGGAAAUGCUCAAGCUUCUGGAUUUCGGCAGCCUGUCCAAUCUUCAGGUGACUCAGCCUCCCGUCGGCAUGAACUUCAAGACCCCCCGCGGCGUCUAGACAUUUGUAAUAUAUCUCUUAAUAAAAUUGUUUUGGAAAACCAA